CACACGACAACCUGCGGUUCAUUCCAAGUUGAGACGUUGAGAGCACGGUUGAGCGCGCGCGUUGAAUUUUGAAAUCUGGGAUCGGAAACGUGACCCCCACUAGCAACACUAGCAACACUAGCACAGCAUCGGCAAUCGGUGACUUGAGACAACAACAGGAAGAGCAUAAAACACAGAUCUGACAGGAUGGGUUCUCGAUCUGCUCUGUUGUUUACGGCGAUCCUAAGCUUCGUCAUGUUGGAGGCGGUUCUCAGUCAGAGCUGUUUCACUACCGUGGGUGGAGCGGGUCAGUGCGUCCCGCCCAGUGAGUGCGCCUUCAUUCAGAAGCUCAUCGAGGUCUAUGGACGUAAUAUCCCACGACAGAUUGGCAACCAACUGCGGCAGAUGAGGUGCGAUGGGAAUACGAAUGAAGUUCAUAUUUGUUGCCGCAACGAAGCGACUCCUCAGGCCAGCAACACUCAGACGACACAGACGAAGGUGGUGCGGGCGACCAACGGUGACAUCAAUAGCUACAGCAGGCAGGGUCUCCAGUACCUGAACUCCUUUACGAACUGUGGCAACAAGGGCAACCCGAAGGUCAGCGGAGGCAUUCAGGCCAGACUGGGCGAGUUCCCCUGGAUGGCACUGCUCAAGUACAGGAGCGACUCCCAACGUCCCUUCUUCUGCGGCGGCAGCCUGAUCAGCGAUCGGCAUGUCUUGACCGCCGCCCACUGCAUCAUCCAGCAACCGGACGUAAUUGCUGUACGCCUGGGCGAACAUGACUUGAGCAAGGAAGAGGACUGCACUAUUCUGGGCGGCUUCAAGAGGAUCUGUCAGCCACCCUAUGAGGAAUACGAGGUGGACCGGGUUCACGUUCAUCCUAACUAUGUGCAUGGCCAGAUUAACUAUGACUUGGCAGUUGUCCGGCUGAAGGAGCAGGUCAGGCCCAAGAGCCACAUCCAACCCGUGUGCCUCCCCAUUGAUCAGCGCUCGCAAGAGCUGACCUUCAACCAAGAUUUCUUCAUCGCCGGCUGGGGAAAGACGGACAAGCAGGAGGUCUCCAACACGCUCCAGAAGGCCAUCGUGACGCGCCAGAGCCUGGACACGUGUCGCCAGUAUUACAACAAGGGCGAGGUGAACGACAACCACAUUUGCGCCACCGGCGAAGAUCUCCAGCAUACCUGUCCGGGCGACUCCGGCAGCCCGCUGUUCUUCAAGCACCACUUCAAGAGAACCAUCCGCUACGUCCAGUACGGCGUGGUCUCCUUCGGUGGACAGUGGUGCGGUCGGAACAACCAUCAGCCGGGAGUUUUCGCCAGCGUCAUCGACAUGUUGCCCUGGAUCACUCAGGUCCUGCAGUAGUCGGCAGUCCAUCGGUCCAGAUUACCCCCUAAACGUAACCCUAUUUAUGUCCGUACUCCUAAGAACCCUUGCCAUAGUUACUCCUAGUGGUUUUAUAAAUUAUUUUAAUAUAUGAGAUGUAAGCAGCAUUAAAAGACGUGAAGUUUGGUAUUUGGUGUGGUGGGGAGGAUUUCUGAAAAUCAGAGUUCUCUUAUAAACAUUAUUUCAAUUUUAGUCAGAAGUUUGCAGCACA
Molecule: messenger RNA, 1573 nt
Organism: Drosophila serrata
Lineage: Eukaryota; Metazoa; Arthropoda; Insecta; Diptera; Drosophilidae
Product: serine protease grass
Biological process (GO): proteolysis
Molecular function (GO): serine-type endopeptidase activity
Source: RefSeq, a predicted model, not a curated record